Molecule: messenger RNA, 663 nt
Organism: Hibiscus syriacus
Lineage: Eukaryota; Viridiplantae; Streptophyta; Magnoliopsida; Malvales; Malvaceae
Exons: 1
Coding region: 11-601 (196 amino acids)
Source: RefSeq, a predicted model, not a curated record
UGGUUCAUCUAUGGAUAAUCGGUUUCAAGCUAAUACAGAACCGUCAGAGUCCAGAUCAGGCAUAGCUUCGACUUCUUACUCUAAAUCUGAUGGUGAACAUCAUGUUUCUGCUGGUGCAACAUCUGAAUCUCCAGUUCCUAGUAAUAUGCAUGAAUCAACAUCGACACAAUCUCCUCCAAUCCAAGUGAUGGACAGAGUCAUAGAAGGAUUAGAUCCUUAUAGGGUUCCCUCUUCGGUCUUUGAUAGAAGUAAAUCAUCAAAUCCUGCAAAUUGGAGUAUUACUUCCAACGAGUCAUUGUUUAGCAUCCAAAUAGGGAACACUAGUUUCUCCAGAGAUCAGUUUCUAAUCUUCAAAUCUGGGGAAUUUUUCAAAGAUGAGGUAUUUACGUUAAGUACUUCACCAGCUGCAUCUCCACCGUGCCCUGCCAAAACGGGUGUUGAAUUUGACAAGAUAUCAGAUUAUACCGAGAAGGAUAAAACAAGGCCAAGUGCUGAAGAACCAACUGGGGAAAAGCCAACUCAUUUCUGGAACUCACCCUGCCCUUCUCGUCUUUCUGUUGAAACAGGAGCCAGUGUACAUUCCUUUGCCUUUCCAGUGUAAGUUAAUAGCAUUCUCUAUCAGCAAUUAUCCUACUUUUAACCAUCAUAUGCUCACUUUGUUAC